This is a messenger RNA of Brassica oleracea var. oleracea, 911 nucleotides long. Its product is annotated as 40S ribosomal protein S5-1-like. Gene Ontology annotation, cellular component: ribosome; cytosolic small ribosomal subunit. Gene Ontology annotation, biological process: translation; ribosomal small subunit assembly. Lineage: Eukaryota; Viridiplantae; Streptophyta; Magnoliopsida; Brassicales; Brassicaceae. The transcript has 5 exons. The coding region runs from base 105 to 728 and encodes 207 amino acids. Gene Ontology annotation, molecular function: rRNA binding; structural constituent of ribosome; mRNA binding. The record is from RefSeq and is a predicted model, not a curated record.
UUUCGAUUAAUUCAUUUGAGAACUACCACCUUCUUCUUCAAGCAGCAGCGGCUGAAAAGAAACCUAAGUUCUCUUCUCCACACGACACUUACAGAGUUUAAGCCAUGGCCGCAGCCGUAGAAAUCGACGCUGAGAUUCAGCAGCAGCUUACCAACGAGGUCAAGCUCUUCAACCGCUGGAGCUUCGAUGAUGUCUCGGUCACAGACAUUAGUCUUGUUGACUACAUUGGUGUUCAGCCUGCGAAACACGCGACCUUUGUUCCCCACACCGCUGGAAGAUACUCUGUGAAGAGGUUCAGGAAGGCUCAAUGCCCUAUUGUUGAGAGGCUCACGAACUCUCUCAUGAUGCACGGAAGGAACAACGGUAAGAAGUUGAUGGCUGUGAGGAUCAUCAAGCACGCCAUGGAGAUUAUCCACCUCUUGACUGACGCCAACCCUAUUCAAGUUAUCAUUGACGCCAUUGUUAACAGUGGUCCACGUGAAGAUGCUACCAGGAUUGGAUCUGCUGGUGUGGUUAGGAGGCAGGCCGUUGAUAUCUCUCCUCUAAGACGUGUGAACCAAGCUAUCUUCCUGCUUACAACUGGUGCACGUGAAGCUGCCUUCAGAAACAUCAAGACCAUCGCUGAGUGCCUUGCUGAUGAGCUCAUUAAUGCUGCCAAGGGAUCUUCCAACAGCUAUGCCAUCAAGAAGAAAGAUGAGAUUGAGAGAGUUGCUAAGGCCAACCGUUAAGGGAUCUUCCUUUGUCCUAUAGUUUGCAUUGUAUCUCAAAGACCUCUUUUGUGCUGUUUUCAUUAGCUUUUGGAUAUGUUUAAAAAGUUUCUUCUCUAUCUUGAAUGAAGUUUUGACGCUUUAAACCACUUUUGUUCUUGAUCAGAAUGGUUUCAUCUUUAAGAAUAUUUGAUCUUUAUAUAA